GGCGUCCGUCUAAAACCUGACUGUAGAACCGAUUUGGUCAAUCAGACCCACUUUAAACAAAGACACAGUUUCGCCGAAGGUUUUAAAAUCCUAAAAAGUAAAAUUUAACCGGAGCUGCUCGGCAGAACAUUUCGGUUUACGUUAGGAGUCACCUCCACUGUCAGUGUGUCGUUACCGGAGUCUCUGCAGUUCAUUACCAUGUUUGAAGAAACAGGACCAGAACGGCUCUCCGAGGAGGUGAAAACAGGAACAACCAUUAUUGCUAUAGAGUUUGAUGGUGGGGUCGUACUGGGGUCUGAUUCUCGAGUGUCUGCUGGGGCAUCGGUGGUGAACAGGGUGAUGAACAAACUGUCUCCCCUUCAUGAUAAGAUCUACUGUGCUCUGUCAGGAUCUGCAGCAGACGCUCAGACCAUCGCUGAAAUAGUCAACUAUCAGCUGGAUGUCCACAGUAUUGAGAUAGGUGAGGACCCUCAGGUUCGCUCAGCUGCCACUCUUGUGAGGAACAUCUCAUACAAAUACAAAGAGGAGCUGUCAGCACAUCUGAUUGUGGCCGGCUGGGACAGAAGAGAUGGAGGGCAGGUGUUUGCAACCCUGAACGGCCUCCUGACACGUCAACCGUUUGCAGUCGGUGGCUCUGGCAGUUCGUAUGUGUAUGGGUUUGUUGAUGCUGAGUAUCGGAGAGGCAUGAGAAAGGAGGAGUGCCAGCAGUUUGUCGUUAACACUCUCACUUUGGCAAUGAACCGUGAUGGGUCCAGCGGUGGCGUGGCCUAUGUUGUCACCAUUGAUGGGCAUGGCACAGAGGAGAAAGUUGUUCUAGGAAAUCAAUUGCCCACCUUCUUUGAUCAGUGACAUGUUUGAUUUACUCACAGCAGCUGUGGCAAACCUGUCAACCAAGUCAGCUUGUAAUAUGUAAACACUGAACAACACUUUUUGCCAAUAAUUAAAUAAAAGAAAAAUAACUCCCA
This is a messenger RNA of Maylandia zebra (zebra mbuna), 965 nucleotides long. RefSeq names its product proteasome 20S subunit beta 9a (gene psmb9a). Gene Ontology annotation, cellular component: proteasome core complex; cytoplasm. NCBI's taxonomy places the organism in Eukaryota, Metazoa, Chordata, Actinopteri, Cichliformes, Cichlidae. Gene Ontology annotation, molecular function: threonine-type endopeptidase activity. The record is from RefSeq and is a predicted model, not a curated record.